Messenger RNA from Cadophora gregata, 765 nucleotides. RefSeq lists its product as uncharacterized. The coding region runs from base 1 to 765 and encodes 254 amino acids. The transcript has a single exon. NCBI's taxonomy places the organism in Eukaryota, Fungi, Ascomycota, Leotiomycetes, Helotiales, Ploettnerulaceae. Gene Ontology annotation, cellular component: mitochondrion. The record is from RefSeq and is a predicted model, not a curated record.
AUGGGCUGUGCUGUUGUGUGCCAUCUCCCAAAAGAGGAGCAGCUGAAUGUACCUACUAUCCGUCACCCUGACCUCUCGCCAAGCAAUAUCUUCGUCUCCGACUCUGGGGACAUCACUGGCAUCAUCGACUGGCAACACGCUACUGUCCUUCCAAUAUUUCUACAAGCUAAAAUCCCGAAGCAUUUUCAAAAUUACGGCGAUGAUGACUCGGAGAAUUUCCGGCAUCCAGAGCUUGCAAAGAAUUUCGCCAACAUGACGAGCAGUGACAAGGCAGUGGAGAUGGAACGGUACCGGCGACGGCAAGUGCACUACUUUUACCUUGGCCAUACCAGUGCCCUCAACAAGGCUCACUUUCACGCUAUGGGAAAGCAUAGCCUUAUUUUGAGGAAUCAGCUUUACGAUAUUGCUAGUCGGCCAUGGGAAGGUGAUAAUACAUCGCUUCAAACGCAAUUGAUCAAGACAGUAGCGCAGUGGUCUGAUAUUGCUUCUCCAGAAGACAACUGCCCAGUUCACUACUCCCCAGUGGAAGUCCAAGAGUGUCUCGACAGGGAUGCCAAGCAAAACAGGGUUAACGAACAGAUGCAGCACAUCCGAGAUUUCAUUGGACUUAAUAUUGAUGGCUUGGUGCUGAAUGAGGACUUUGAGAGUGCAAGGGCGAGGGCGAAGCUUAUGAAAGAGGAGCUGGCAGAAAGCGCCGAUACAGUUGAAGAGAGGAGCGAGUUCAAUAGAAUAUGGCCGUUCCAGGAUCAUGAAGAAAUAGAUUAA